AUGGCGGAGAGCAAAGAAACACAGGACGAAGGGAUAGGCAUAAUGCCUAGCGUCCCGGAACCGGAAGUGAAAAACAGCUUGGUGGAGAGUGAAGAGCCGAACGUCGAAAGGGGAGAACAAGCGACAAGCAACGUGGACCCGACUACGGCUUGGAAGAUGGAGAUGGCCACCUUCUUCCGACAAAUGAGGGAUGAAGGGCGAGUAAUAACCGAGGGAAUAUUGAAGGAGAACCGGGAAGGAACUGGAGGAGGUGCGAGGAAUCAGAGUGACUCAGUGGCUGAUCAAAUGUUCCGAACGAAAAUGGCAGCGACAGAAGACGGGGCCGAUAUGCGGACCUUUCUGAGCCUGGCGGAGCAGGAAUUUCGAGAAAUGAAGAUCGCAGAGGAUCAAUGGGGAUUACUGGAAUCGAUAUGA
Messenger RNA from Eimeria mitis, 414 nucleotides. RefSeq lists its product as uncharacterized. Lineage: Eukaryota; Apicomplexa; Conoidasida; Eucoccidiorida; Eimeriidae. Bases 1 to 414 code for a protein of 137 amino acids. The transcript is spliced from 2 exons. The record is from RefSeq and is a predicted model, not a curated record.